This is a messenger RNA of Doryrhamphus excisus (bluestripe pipefish), 4326 nucleotides long. RefSeq names its product synaptopodin 2-like protein. Gene Ontology annotation, biological process: positive regulation of actin filament bundle assembly. Lineage: Eukaryota; Metazoa; Chordata; Actinopteri; Syngnathiformes; Syngnathidae. The record is from RefSeq and is a predicted model, not a curated record. Gene Ontology annotation, cellular component: Z disc; nucleus; actin cytoskeleton. Gene Ontology annotation, molecular function: actin binding.
CGAAAUCAGCCGAAUAAGGAUAAGCGGUAUUGAACAUGGAUGCAUGGAUUGAUGGAUGGAUGGAUAGAUGGAUUGAGUAUAAAUGUGCUGUGUUAAAGUAUGGCAGAAGUGUUGCAACAGCGCCUGUUACUGGUGAAUGGUGACAUGUGCAAGCUGCCGUCGAAACUGUCCAGAACUGUGGAUUUUACACGACCUUGAGCAAGAAUGGUGGCCGAGGAGAUUGUGGUCUCUCUGUCGGGGGGGUCCCCAUGGGGCUUCAGACUUCAGGGAGGAAUGGAGCAGCAGAAGCCUCUACAGGUGGCAAAGGUACGCCGGCGCAGCACAGCCUGCAGAGCCGGACUGAAGGAGCACGAUGAGCUGGUUGCCAUUGGCAACCAGAUGUGCGCAGAGCUCAGUCAUGCUCAGGCCAUGAGCCUCAUUGAUGGACAGAGUGCUAUUCUCCACCUAAGGGUGAAAAGGACUCCUGCUGCAUUUCACUCCUCCUCAUACUCUGGUCGCUCCUCACCUCCCCACCUCUGUGCUGUUUCCUCCUUGUCCUCCAUCCUCUCCCCCUCCACUGAGCCCAGCGGCAUCACCUCUCCUCCGGACAGCGAGGCCUACUACGGCGAGACGGACAGUGACGCUGACACGCAGUCGCACACGCUCGGCCGCCAGCAAAGUACGCCUCCUCAUGCCCGCUCACCUGGUUGCUCUGACAACCACCAUGAGGAUGAGACAUCUGAAAUGAGCGGAUAUGAGAGUGCCAACGAUGCAGCAGUACUCCCAGUGCAGGCCCAGUGGGAUGUUCCAGUUGACUUCGUCUGCCAGCCCAACCAGAUGGACUGGACCCCAUCCCGCAGCCUCACCCAAACGCAUGAUCAGGCUUUGACGGAGGCCGAGGGGGAAGGAGACAGCGGCUUCCAGGACGCGGGGGGCUGCGCCGGGAUGGGCGUAUGCCCGCCUUUGGUGUCUCCGGAGCGGGCCAAGGAGGCCCUAAUGCUGGGGUCUGCUGGGUGUCAUCUGGUGCCCAUGGUGGGACACCAGCAGGGGCCUGUGUGCGAGGAGCUCUCCACCACCUACAUGGACAAAGCACGACAAGCCAAGCUGCAGCGUGGCCCUAGUCUGGUGGAGAAGCAGGUGAAAGAAGCUCGUUCGAAAUGCCGCUGUAUCGCCUCCCUGUUGACCAAUGCUCCCAACCCAAACUCCAAAGGGGUGUUGAUGUUCAAGAAGCGGCGGCAGAGGGCCAAGAAGUACACACUGACCUGCUUCGGCAAGGCUGAGGAGGAGGACAGGGGCGGGGAGACCACCGAGGGGGAGACGGAGGAGGAAGGUGGGAGCUCCGUCCAAAGCUCUGAGGUUGAUGAGGAGGGCUUCUCAGCUUCGUUUGACCCCACAUGGGACAGUGGUUACUUAGACCUGCUGGACAGGAGAAGCGCCGCUUGCCCACCCACCACUCCAACAACUGCCAAUCACAGCCAGGGAUUUCAUAGCCCACACGACCACAGUCAAACACUAGAGGCACCUGUCAAUCAAUUCCCAAGCUUGGAUGUAAUGGGGUUGGAGAGCAUGAAGCAACCAGCCCUGCCAUCUUACCAAAUGUCUGCGCCAAUUCUUCACAACGAGGGGGCAGUCGCCAUAAGUAGGGCUAGUGUUACGCUAAGGUCACCCCCUUUAAGCUUCCCUACAAAACGAAAUGGCCAAUGCACCAAUCUCAGUCCAAGUCCUUGCUCUGAUCCUAGCUUGAAUGCCAGUUUAAAUACUACUGCCUCAACUCUCAAUCGCACCGCCCGACCCUUCACUCCUGGCCCCACCCCUUCUCGCUCAUCUGUCACGUCUGUGAUGUUUCACCCUCCCCAGCCCAGACCAUCCUCCACCACCCCAGUAAGCAAACCUGCGGAGGCCGUCAUCAUGAUGACCACCCCGCUGGAUGCCAAGAGGGCGGUGUCCAGCACCUCCCUUUACAUUCCAGCUCGAAAUAACAGUGCCACCUCCUCCGUCAGCUCCCCUGGUCUCUUAUCCCCCACCUUGUUGUCUUCACCUCCGUCCAAUCCAUUUCCCCCUCACGCCUUGGUUCAAGCUUUACACUCCAACCCUCUUUCCCCCAUUGAUCCUCAAGGUUCCCAAACCUAUCCAUCAGCCACUCAAUCCUUCUCACCUCCACAGGCAUUUCACUCACCCCCUACCUUUUAUCAACCUCACUCCCCUGGAAUUUCUGUUCCUCCUAUCUCCCAGGUGCAAGUUCCCAUGUCUCCUCCUCCCACACAGCUUUCUCCAGCUGCACCUGCUCAUCCCUGCAUCCCUGCAGUACCAUCCCAAGGUACCCAUGCUGCCAUUGCCACUGCACCGCCUCCUCAAGCCUCUGGCUUGACCUCCACUUGUGAACAGCGGACCUCUGUCCCAGACGGUCGCACUGGCAUCCUUCAUGAUGCGAGACAAAGAAGCAACAAAAAGCCAAUGUUCAGCGCCAUCCAGAGCAAAGAUGUGUCCCCUAAUCCCGCCUUGAUGGCCAUGGUGCAGAGCAUGGAUGACUCCUGUGGGAGAACAGUCGGUGCAGAUCCUGGUGCUGCAACCGGUGCUGAGGUUUGUCAUGAGUCCGGGCCCGAGGAGGACUGGUUGAGGCUGGGGGCCGAGGCUUGUAACUUCAUGCAAGCUCAACGGGGACCCAGGCCACCUCCUGUUGCUCCAAAACCACAUACCCCUCAGGCAACUCAACUGGCAGGGAAGGGGGGUCAGAUGUUUGCCCGCCGCCAGAACCGCAUGGGUCGAUACGUUGUUGAACAAAGCUCCCCUGUGUCUGCAGCGCCAUUCUCUCCUUCCCAGACCAGGGAGCCUUCACCGACACCUUCUCUCCCGUCCACGUGGAAGUACUCCUCAAACAUCCGGGCCCCCCCUCCCAUUAGUUACAACCCCCUCCUCUCACCUUCAUGUCCCCCUAAAGCCCAGAAGAAGGCAGAGGCGACAAAGAUCGGACCGCCUGGACCCAAAGGGAAGAAAGCCUUCAACAAGGAAGUGGACAUCAUGAACCACCAGCCCUACCAGCUCAACUCAUUUCUGUUCAGCUAUGGAGGCGUGACUCCGCAGGGUGCCUCCAAUCAUCAGCCAGGUAGCCCUCAGAAAACUACGCAAGUGUAUGAAGUGAAGCGCUUCUCCACACCCCCUCCGAUAGCCACAGCCCCCACACUAAAGCUCAUCCAACCUCGAUCGGCCACCACCCUCGGGGAACCAAUGUGGCGCUCAGACAUGGCAUCCCCUCCGCUGCAAACGCCCCCCUGUCAAGCUCAGACACCCACCACACCUUAUCAACCUCGGUGGUCCCCUGGACCCUUGUCCCCUCUCCUGCCCCCUGCGCCUACAGCCCCCCUCCCCCAGCUUCCCACUUUUGCCUCAGCGCCACACCCAGUCAGGUCCCCCUCGUGCUUCCCCCUUCAGGGCUCCCAGCCCCAGAAACAACAAGCCAAUGGGCAGUUUAAAAGUGCACCGGAUCUGAGUCCUCUUGGUUACUCCGGUACAAUGCAGCAGACGUCCACCGGCAGCCAAUUUAGUAGGGUGCCCAGGCCCAGGUUCAGCACCUAUAGUCUGGGCUUGCAGCCCUGCGUGUGGCGCCCUGGAUCUGCCAGGCAAGCUAACCCAUUCUGACCUGGACCCAUAACAUAGCACUACACUUUAGUUCUAAACACAUUUGAGUUUGUUAAAGGGAUAGUUCAAAUUUUUUUGACAUGAAGUUGUACGAAGUCCCCAUCAGCACAGUAGUGCAUCAACUGUGACUCCCCCCCCCCACUUCGAUUUGUGAGCUGAAGUUCUGGUCGGAUUUCCUAAGUAUCCCUUAAAUGUUGUUAUUCAAGAUUAGGUUAGAUUCAAUCAAUGACAAGAACCUGAUCAACGAAUCGAUCACUCUGUUGAUUACUGUUUGAUCCUCAUUGGUUCUGGUGUAAAGGUUGUUUAGGUUGUUUUGCUGGUUUAGCAAAGGAAAGGUACCUCGGAGAACUCGAGAAAGGCGACAGGAUUAGAAAAGCAGAUUUUUAAAGGCAGGGAACAAAGACACUGAAAUCAGAAUGAAGUAUAGAGGAUGUGGAAUAGACUGAUUUAGUUUUGGAUCUGUGAAGCGAUGGAAAUAUUGUUAAAACAAUAUUAGUACAAUUCAAUUUGCAAACUAUAUAACCCCGUUGCGUUUUAGUGGGUUUUUUUAUGUUACUGAAUAUAGUGGUGAGUGCUUUGUUUGUUUUUCGUAAUAUCACACCCAAAAAACCUAAUGUGUCCACAUGGGACAGGAGGCAAGCAUAUCUCCCCCCCCUCUCCCGUGGCUGUGAUUUCUAUUCCACAGAGACAUGGUGGCCAAAUAAAAAUAGA